AUGUCAACUAUCUACGAUACCGAACCACAGCCGACAGCUUCUGUCAUAUUACACACGACAGGAGGCGAACUUGCCGUGGAGAUAUUUGCAAAACAGACACCGUUGACGAGUCGUAAUUUCCUCCAACUUUGCUUGAACGGCUACUACGACAAUACGAUAUUCCAUAGGCUGGUACCUGGAUUUGUCAUACAGGGCGGUGAUCCAACUGGGACGGGAAAUGGCGGCGAGUCAAUCUACGAUGGCGGUGCCUUGGCCGGCGAUUUGGACCCGUGGCCCAUGGACGAACGCCGAGGGCUGAACGCCGGUCCGCAGGGCAUCAACUUCAAAGAUGAAUUUCAUUCGCGGCUCAAAUUUAGCCGACGUGGUCUGCUAGGAAUGGCAAACGAAGGAAAACCUGAUACCAACGGAAGUCAGUUCUUCUUUACAUUGGAUAAGACAGACGAGUUAAACGGCAAAAAUACGAUGUUCGGGCGCGUGGCUGGGCCUACAAUAUAUAACCUUACCAAGAUGGGCCAGGUUGAGGUGCAUGAAGGGACCGAGCGACCACUGUAUCCCAUUGUGAUAAAGAAUAUCGAGAUUGUCACAAACCCGUUCACCGAUAUGCGCAAGCAGGAGCGCGUUGCACGGUACGAAGAGCGGCAAGCUGCCCCGGCCGAGAAGAAAAAGAGCAAGAGGAAGAAAGGCGUCAAUAAGACACUGUUGAGCUUCGGAGAUGACAUUGAAGAAGAUGAGGACGAGGUCGAAGUAACACAAGGAAAGCAUAAGGUGACUAAGACCGGCAAGAGCAAACGUACGGAGUCGAGGCGCGGCGACGGAGAAACACAGUCUAUGACAGUUGUUGGAAAGGCAGAUCCUGAAGAUCAAGCUGCCGAGAAUAAAUCGGCAUUACCCUCCAGAGCAGCACCUCCUGCAGCAACGCCUGGCUUCAGUUUAGAAGACGAUGCCUCUUUGGCAGAGUUGGAGCUUGGAUCUGAGACAUCGCCAAUGGUAAAGUCUGAAUUAGAUAAGACGAACGCAGAGAUUGCAGCUUUGAAAGCAUCUAUGCGGCGGACGGUGCGCACGGAACCUGCCAAUAUUCAGAAGACGAAAUCAGUCUUGGAGAGUUUGACGCCGGCCAACACCGCCCGGGGAAAAAAGCUAAGCAAAAGCCAUGGGCUAUCAAGUCAUGACGAGAAGACUUUGAAACUACUUGGCAGAUUCGAGUCGAAACUUGAGGCCGAAUCGGCUAGUCGUGGUAAAGAAUCGUUGCCAUCGGCGAAUCAACUGAAGGACAGCGGGGAUGGCACUGGCGCAGAGGAGGAACAUGGCGAGGUGUGUGAUCUGCACUUCAUAUCAAAUUGCCAGAGCUGUCGACCGUGGGAUAGGGAUCAGGAGGACAACGGCGAUGACGAUGACGACGAUUGGAUGAUCCACACAUUGAAUUGUGAAGCCGAUAGACUGGGCAAGGACCUGAGCAACCGGAGGAAGGCAGAAGACGAGCUAAUCGUGAUUGAUCCGCGUGAAAAGGCUCAGACGCUAAAGGAAGAGAAGAGGGCUACACGGGAUGCCAGGGGAAGCGACAACGGCCGAGGCGGGAGGGCUUGGGACCAGGCGCGGCAUGCAAAGAUGGUACACGCCUCGGCGCUAUCGGGGCGGGGGGCUAGGUAA
Grosmannia clavigera kw1407 is the source of this 1647-nucleotide messenger RNA. Its product is annotated as peptidyl-prolyl cis trans isomerase. Gene Ontology annotation, biological process: protein folding; protein peptidyl-prolyl isomerization. NCBI's taxonomy places the organism in Eukaryota, Fungi, Ascomycota, Sordariomycetes, Ophiostomatales, Ophiostomataceae. Bases 1 to 1647 code for a protein of 548 amino acids. The record is from RefSeq and is a predicted model, not a curated record. Gene Ontology annotation, molecular function: peptidyl-prolyl cis-trans isomerase activity. Gene Ontology annotation, cellular component: catalytic step 2 spliceosome. The transcript has a single exon.